UGGGUGCAGUCGUGGUGGUGGUGAUUCACUUCAUCUGCUCCCUCGCCAGUUCCACGACGCGACCAGAGUAUUGCUUACCCAACAAAACAGUCAACCAUCAGCGUGCGCGGGUCCUUCAAAACUGAUUUCCCUCUGGUGUGCAGUUAUCGUUUAAGAGUCAAGGGCGGGGCGCGAACGGCCGAUUGCGUCAACUAUACGGCUCGAGGGCCAACGAUAACGGCACGUCAGAGUCAUAGAAAGUAACAGACACGCCAUUCCACAAUUGCCACUCGUCGCCGCGACGGCAGAGAUGUGGAGGUGGCCGGCCCUAUGUGGAGGCCGUUGGGGGGUGAAUGCGUAUCCUAUUGAGUCCUGUCAGAACCGAUAAUAGCAGCCCUCGCCAUUCCCACGCAACGCAUACACGAGUGACGAUGAGUUCCGAGUACACCUCGUUCCCCUUGUGUCCAACGCCAUGGCAGAACGGCACAAGCUGGCCGAUAUCAAUUUCCUUUCCCACGAUUCACUACAGCUGCACGCGCGUCUCCCCACUCAUCAGCGGCACAAGGGUAAAUCAAGGGCCAAGGACCUAGGGUGGUGUUGGGUUCACGGGCUCAAGGUAUCAACUCACCUCAACCCUACUUUUGAACGCUGCGAUGACAAUUACUACUGUUGUGGGGGUUCUACGGGACUUCAAGUCGCCAAUGUCGGUCAUGGACUGAUGAUGAUGACUUGGAAAGAGAAAGUGGUCCCCGAUGAAGAGUGUUUCGAGUCCAUCAAGGCGGGUCUUGAUCUUGUCUCCCCUGGGGAGAAAAUAAUUCUGAACACGGGAGAGUUUUAUGGGUUAAAUCCUCCGGAGGCCAAUCUCGCUCUAUUGAAUAGAUUCUUUACCAAGUAUCCAGAGUACAGGGAGCGCGCAUUCAUCUCCGUUAAGGGUGGCUUUAACAUGAAGGCUCGCCAAUCAGACGGAAGUCCGAGUCCCUUCGAAAAAGGCGAGAUCCCUUCUACCGUUCACGGGAACCCUCCUUGCUUACGACCCUUGGGAAUUAGCGUCGAAAACAUUAAUAAGUGGCUAGGAUUCAAGCCAGACCUUUUCGAGUGUGCUCGACAGGAUAAAAACCACCCUGUCGAGGAGACAAUCAGUACAUUGAAAGGACUUGUUGAGGAAGGAUUCUUCGACUAUAUUGGACUUAGUGAGGUGUCUGAAGCGACGUUAAGGAGAGCCGCAAAAAUCCAUCCUAUCGCCGCCGUAGAGAUCGAGAUCUCGCCUUGGACUUACGAACUGGAAACUCGCAAUGUCAUCCAAGCUGCAAAGGAGCUCGAUGUUCUUGUUGUCGGGUAUUCGCCUCUUGGACAUGGCUUCCUCGCCAGUAACUACCAGCCGGGAACUACUUUCUCCGACAUUCGUGCUCAUUCUCCUCGUCUGGCUCCCGGAGCCCUUGAGGCCAACAUAAAAGUCAGAGACGCCUUGACCAAAAUCUCUACUAAGCUGGGAAUUACGAAUGCGCAGUUGUGCUUGGCUUGGGUUGUCUCGCUCGGGCCCCACGUUGUCCCUAUCCCUGGAUCGCAUACGAAAUCACGCACUUUGGAGAAUUUCAGUGCGUCCAAUGUGAAGCUUAGCGAGUCGGACCUGAAGGAGAUUAACGAGACAAUCGAGGCGUUCGAAAUUGUUGGAAAUCGAUAUCCAGCGGGCGUGCCUGUCUGGACCUGAUGGCUGAUGGUUGGCCAAGGAUUGCUGUGUCCCAUAUAUGGGCUAAGGGCCUCGAUACCGGCAUGAUAGUCUGUACAUUGCUCUCGGUUGUUGCCCACCCUGUAAAUCUCAUAUAUGAAGUCAACAACGUAGCCUAACUAUCGAUAGUGAAUUACUAAGUAAUGAGCCCUCAUUGAUCAGUUCAUUAAUUUGG
This is a messenger RNA of Cantharellus anzutake, 1880 nucleotides long. RefSeq names its product NADP-dependent oxidoreductase domain-containing protein. The transcript is spliced from 7 exons. Gene Ontology annotation, cellular component: cytoplasm. The record is from RefSeq and is a predicted model, not a curated record. NCBI's taxonomy places the organism in Eukaryota, Fungi, Basidiomycota, Agaricomycetes, Cantharellales, Hydnaceae. Bases 452 to 1687 code for a protein of 411 amino acids.